AUAUGACACAUUCGCUUCAAAUUAAAAAUUUUCAUUCGAUCUUUUCUAUCGCAUACGCUUCAUUACAGUUUUCGUUCAACAUACACAUUAAAUAUAUGCAGCUCGUCAAAAUCAUCAAGCUCGUUAGCCAACAUCUUACGCCGAUGAGCAAUGAUCGGAAAAGCGUUCGAACUGUGCGCCUUCAAAAUUGACAUUUCAAUCGAAUUGAUUAAACGAAAAGAACUGUAAAUUCUGCCGAAAAAUAAGAGAGCGUGCGAGCGAGCGAAAGAGUGUGUGUGACAGAAAUAUCGUUCAUUUGUUUACGUGUAUGGUAUUCAAUUUUCAAAUUUAACUGGUUGCAUGAAUUUUAAAUAAAAAAAGGCAUUUUGAAUGAAGUGUUUGAAAUAUCAUGGAUCAGUAUCAUAUUGAAGUGUUGGCUUCUGGCGAUAUUGCCAAGUCAAAGGAGAUUUUACAACGGUUUGUGACACAGCAUACAGAUACAUUUGAUUUUACGGCUAUCUAUAGCCAAUGGACCACAAUUUGGAAUGGAAUCUUUAAAUUUCUUCGAAUGCCAUGCGAAAGACGUGCCGAAGCAUUACACAUUUAUCCCGAUUGUUUAGCUGCCAUUCGAAUAUUAUCACGUGAUAAAACCCAUUUAAAUCAAACAAUAACCGUCGAACAAUUUGAUACAUUGCUCAAUAUUGCGAAUAUUGGUGGUCACAAUGAAAAUAUUAGCGAUUCGGCCAUUGUCGUUGAGGCGCUCAAAUGUUUAUGCAAUUUAGUGUUUCAAAGUACCAGUUGUCAAAUGAUGUGCUUAAAAAAUGCAGCCAUCGAUGGCAUUGUACGACGAUUGAGAACAUAUAAAGAUGCAAAUGUUCCAUACGAUUUACAAUACUUUGAUAUGAAACUGCUAUUUUUGAUAACAGCUUUGAAUCCCGAUGUUCGAACAAAAGUUCGUGAUGAUUAUCAUGGACUGACCUAUCUUGUCGAAAUAUUGGAUUUAAUUAUUAAAGAACGUUCCGAUCCAAAUGCCCAACACAAUGAACUGAGCGACAGUCAAGUGAAUUUACUCGUUGAAAUUAUGAAAGUUUUAUUCAAUAUUACCGUACGGAAUGAAACAUCGGUGGCCACCGAAGAAGAGGAGGAAAUUCAAUUUCGACGAUUGGCCGUUGUAUUGCAUGAUUUACUAUUGUGUCGUGCAACCACAAAGGAAAAACAGCUCGAACUAUGUUCGAACACAAUCAAUUUGCUGACAAAUGUGCCAACCGCCUGUUAUUCGGAGCUUGUUAUUCCAAUGCAUUUGGACAGUGAUUCAUCAACAACGUCAUUCGCAUCGGUUACAAAUUUGAGCGGUAUUCAUUUAUUUGAGGGUCAUGAUGUCACUGCAUUGGAAAUUCUUUUGGAAUUUCUCAAAUGUCGAUUGGAAAAUAUGCAAAAAUUGUCUAUUCAACAGGAGCUUCUGUCACCAGUGUUGACGGCUUUGGUAAAAUGUGCUCGUUGUAAUAAAUUACAGCGACAGUAUUUACGGCAACAAGUUUUACCACCAUUAAGAGAUGUUAAAACGCGACCCGAAGUUGGUGAACAUUUACGAAAUCGCUUGGUGAAAUUGCUAACAACGCCAGCAACACAAGUGCGUGAUCUUGUUGCCGAUUUCUUAUUCGUACUUUGCAAAGAGAAUGUCGGACGAAUGAUAAAAUACACGGGAUAUGGGAAUGCAGCUGGUCUCUUUGCAAAUCGUGGCUUAGUUCCUGUACGUAGCGGAAGCAGUUAUUCGGGUGAAUAUUCGUCGAAUAGUGAAGACAGCGAUACGGAAGAGUAUAAACAAAUGCAACACAGUAUCAAUCCAGUGGUCGGUUGUUAUGAGCCGCCGCGUCCAAAUCCGCUCGAGGGAAUGUCAGAAGAGCAAAAAGAGUAUGAAGCGAUGAAACUAGUCAAUCUAAUGGACCAAUUGAAUCGGCAAGGGCUCGUUCAACCAUGCAAAAUUGGUGAGGAUGGCCGACCACAGGCUGUCGAACAUAUCCUCGAACUACAAGACAGCAUACCACAACAGCAAAUGGACCAAUCACAUGAAACUUAAAAACAACAACAAAACAAAGCAAUAUACAUAUACUAUCAUCUACAAAAAAAGAACAAAAUCAAAGAGACAAAUGUAGCGCGCAUUGUCACCUUGUCACAUUAUGUUUUUUUUUAUUUAUUUAAAAUUCGUUUUAAUUUUGACGCCCGUUUCUCAUGAUUGCCAUCAUCAAAAUCGACGAAGAAACAGUCAGGCAGAAUUAAUUGAAUAAACUCAUUCCAAUCGUGAUUGCAUAAAUGCAUGUGUAAGUAUGUAUGUGACUAAGUAUGUGUGUGUGUGCUAAGCAAACACGACUGCACGAAGAGGUAGAGUGGGAAAAUGGACACAAAGAGAAAGUUAAAGCGAAAAUCCAAUUAAAAGUGUGUUUGUGUAUAAAUAUCGUUGAAUAUGUGUCGGGCUCGAUGUUGAUUUAUGCGGAUUCAUUAUUCAUAUUCAAACAAAAAAAAGCUUUGGCUUGAAUAACUUGAAAAACUCAUUGUCUAUUUUUUUUUUUAAUUCGAUGGUUUCAUCACUUUAUGGGAAUUACUUCGAGCAAUAUUUAUUUAUACCUAUACUAAAUCAAUGAUAACAAAAACAAACAAAAAAUCGAAGAAAAUGAGAGAGAGAGAGAGAGAGAGAGAGAGAGAGAGAGAGAAAUCAGACAACCUUUUAUAUAUGUUCUCAGUCACCAUAUAUGGUACUUGAAACCGAAUAAAAAAUUCAUACAUUGCGUGUGCUGCAGUGUUGUUGUUGUUGUUGUUGUCAAUAUAUGGGCGGCAGUGGCAAUAGCUUUGAUACACCUUGCACCCAAUCUUGAAUGAAAAAAAAAAAUCCAUUUCAUUUCAUUUAGCUUUGAUUGAUGUUCCAACUUGAAAUGAAUGCAUUUAUAAAUUGCAUUCCAUGUGGUCAUGCGGCUGAAAGAAUGUCACCAUCAUCCGAGCUUUCGUACUCCGGCUAACUCAAUCACACUUCAGCUACUCACAAUUAUUGCUUUGAACGUUGGAUUUCUAUGCAAAAUAUUAUCGAUUGCAAGUAUAUACUUAGCAACAAAAAAGGAAUAUCGAUUGAAAUAAAAAGAAAGAGAGAAAGAGAACGAAUGAUGAAUAAUUGUCUAUGUUUGGAUUAGAAACAGUUAAUUUGACCUGAUUUUUGAUCGCUCGAUGUGUAGAAGAUGUGUAAAAUUAACUUUGAGACUAGAAUGCAUUAAAUUUGUUUGAAGAAACUUGACUCACCUAAAAAUAUGAAUCUGUUCAUAUUCACUCAAUCCCUGUUUAUUUUCAGUCGCAUUUUCUCGUCCAAUUUUUUGAUCACAUAAAUUAUUGAUUUGGUUUGACGGAGAAAAUAUUUUUAUUUAGACACAAUUGGUUGAAUAUAUUUCACGUAUUACAUAUAUUCAAGGAAUUUGUUCGAAUAAGAAAGGGGCCGCUCUUUUUCAUUUCUGAUUUUCUAGUCAAAAAAAAAAAAACAUUACUUCAGAUAAUGCGUAUAGUAUUCGACCGAAAGAGGAUGAAAAAAAAACCAACGUUUGAAUUUCCAUAAGUCAUUUGAAAUGCAUUUCAUUCUUUAAAGUCCGAACCAAAACAAAGAGCAUUUACAAUUUUUUGCUAGAGUAAAUGAGGACGAUGUAUGUAGUAUUAAGAAGCAGAUAUAACUUAUUCAAUUGUUGAUAUAAAACAAUUGGAUGAGAAAGUAAAGCCAUCACAUAACCCCUAGAGUACACAUAGAAUUCUUUGAGAUUGAAUCGAAUAUUUCCUCUAAUAAUAAGAGAAAUAAUGCCGAUGGACCAAAUAUGAAUAAACAACAGAUGCAAUUCUAGAAAAGAAUCGGCCCCGCAUAACACUUUACUCAAAAUAUUAUUUUUCAUUUUAAUUUUUUUUUGGAUAUCACAUUUAUCGAGCCAUUUUAAAUCUGUCGAUAACAUUUUUUUUCACUUCAAAUUUGAAUAUUAUCCAAUUUAUAGAAAAAUGAGUAAAAAAAACAUGUCAAAUAAAUUAGUGACUUUCAAAAAUAGUUGAUCAUACACAUACAACAUUUAUCCAAUGCACAAUUUUAGCACCCAAUUUUUUGGAAGGGUUUAAUCUUACGGUUUUGCUCAAUAAAUGCAUUCAAAAUAUGGAAGUAAAGAACCGAACAUUUUGAACCGUUAUUUAUUUAAUUUCAUUGAAAUUGAAAAGGUAAGUUUUUUUGGUUUCUAUCCCAGCAAACAAUUGAUAGGGCAAAUGCAUCCAUUAUGAAGCACAUAUUGACGGUCGUUUUCGGGGUUAGAUUCGUGUGUAGUUUCAGUCAUUUCCAUAGGUUUGGCAUGGUGGAACAUUCAGGUGUGAAAACAUGGAAAAAGGGAAAGACAACCAUUAGUAUCAGUUGAACUGGUUGACAUUGUUGUUUUAGUCCGGCGGUCUUAACAAUGAAACUGGCAAUGGUACAUCAAAGAUCCGGCAAAGUCCUAUGUAAUUUAAAGCAAAUACAUUAAAUAAUGAAUAUUCUGUU
Contarinia nasturtii (swede midge) is the source of this 4519-nucleotide messenger RNA. RefSeq names its product synembryn (gene ric8a). The record is from RefSeq and is a predicted model, not a curated record. The coding region runs from base 389 to 2056 and encodes 555 amino acids. The transcript is spliced from 6 exons. Gene Ontology annotation, molecular function: guanyl-nucleotide exchange factor activity; G-protein alpha-subunit binding. Gene Ontology annotation, cellular component: cytoplasm. Lineage: Eukaryota; Metazoa; Arthropoda; Insecta; Diptera; Cecidomyiidae. Gene Ontology annotation, biological process: G protein-coupled receptor signaling pathway.